This is a messenger RNA of Caenorhabditis auriculariae, 2501 nucleotides long. The record is from the annotation of a GenBank genome assembly. Lineage: Eukaryota; Metazoa; Nematoda; Chromadorea; Rhabditida; Rhabditidae.
AUGCCCCGACACGUCCGAUUCGCGUCCCGUUCGCGUUACCAAGGUCCGAGCCGCCACUUGAAAUUUUUAGGCUUGUGCUUCAGGCUGAGUGGUUGGGCUGAACUGGCCCGGGCUCUGGGUCUCAUUUGUUUUUACGAUGAAGCCUGCGCGGGCUUGGGUCAGGUCAGGCAUCGAAUAAAAAUUUUUAUAUCCGUUUGAAAAAAAUUUUUCAUCCAAACCAAAAAAUAAUUAAACAUUUUUUUACUAUUCAAAUCACAUGCCGUAUUCAAAGUGCUCAAACACCAGUGGGGAAUUGGAAUAAUCCGACGUUACCAACAUGUUUGAUUUUCAGCAUGAAAGUAUAACCAUUCGAUCCGUCUCGUCGAGAUACGUACGAAUAUCAUAAAAUUAUUUGGCGCUAGUAAGAAGAAAUAACUUUAUGGUGCGCAAAACACAGAAAAAAACUCCAAAAAUUUCAAAAAUUUCGCUGUAUUUUUCGACGCUGAUUCAAUUCAACUAUCGCUACUACGCCAUGAAAAGAAAAAACUUUUUAAAUCAGGAAAAACAGGAAAAAUAUUCGAAAAACAAUGCAAAAAUGAGAAAUCACAUUAAAAAAAUAACCGACCGCGUCAAAGUCCGCGCUUACGCACAGUAUGCUCCUUUAAUAUUUUUCUUUCUUUUUUUUGGGAAAUACAUUUUACAGAUUUUUUCGCUACGCGUGUCAAGUUUGCAAAUCGUUUAAAGCUACCUGAUAGUGUUUUUUAGUGUCCACGUUUUGAAACUACAUGAUUUUUAUGUCAGCUAUUUCAUUUAUUUGACGAAUUGUUCACUGUGGCUCAGUUUUUUCGAAGCGAGCCACAGUCGGCUUCGCGCUAUGCGCGCUCCGCCUCCGUGUGAAGCCUUAAAACUAAGCCUAUUUUCUUAACUAAUGCAUUAAAAGAAAAAGCAAACACUUCUAUUCCUCAGAAAAAUUACUUGAUUGAAAACUGAUAAAGUUCAUCUUAAUAUUUCCAAAGUGGUCAGCGCCAAAUAAUUUUAUGAUAUUCGUACGUAUCUCGGCGAGACGGAUCGAAUGGUUAUACUUUUAUGCUGCAAAUCGAACAUGUUGGUAACGUCGGAUUAUACCGGGGAAUUUCCGGGGAAGGGCAAUUUCCCGAGAGUCUUCCAGGCAACUACCCAAAAAAAUCGCUGCACGCUGUGGGGAAUUACCGGCAAAAUUAGCGCGUCGUCGCUGUUUCUAAAUGUUUCUGGAUUUGAACUUUCAGUUUUAUUCAUUGUAUUGUUUAUUAUGUAUUUGUGCCGUUUUAAUGUUAUUUCGUAUUUUUCGCCUGAUGAAAAUAUGUUUCUCAAGUUUUAAAAUUGUAAAAUAUAGGAAAUAAUUUUUUUCAUUAAUGCCGUGUACGAAGAAGUUUCCGCGAAAAUCAAAAUUAUCCUUGAUUCUAACUAAUUCAGUUGUUUAUUCCGCUCUCCUGACAGGUAUUUUAAAUUUCGCAGAAUCACUUUGAACACCGCAUAAAACGUGAAAAAAUUACUUGUUGAAGGUAUCGUUCAGCACUUGAAACGUUUCAAAAUAUCUUUUAGGUUCGAUUUCAGAACUAUAUAUACUUCUAUAAUGGACGAACUAAACCUCGGAAAGCGGCCCGUGUUAUAGUUUUUCGGCCAGUUAAAGCCGGCUGAAAAAAGUCAGUUCAUUUUUUGUUGUUCAAAAAAUUUCUAAGUUUUCAGAUUUGAAAAAAGUUCGCGAGUCACAAAGUCCAACGUCACUUCAGAUAAUGCUGUGCUCCUCGGAAGACUCGGUAAAGCUCAACAGUGAAACUGUAACACAUCAAUAAAUUGUUUCAGAAAAAUCUGGCAGACCUUCUAGAAGGUUUUCUAAAUCCUCAUGCAGCUCGAGGAGAACAAAAAGAUGCUCGACCAAGUAAAAAAAUAAAAUUUGCCUCUGAAGUUUUUUACAGUUUACUUGUGAAAUCAGAAUAGUAAACUGUUCAUUCCUUUUUCCUUAUUCAAUUUUUCUCUCUGAUGUGAUUUUAUUCUUUUGAUGUGUAUUUUAUUCAUUGUUGUUGUUGAGUUGUUCUUAAUCUGGUUCUUCUUUUUCUUUUUAUGAUGUUUUUCUUCUACAAUUAAAAUUCAGAUUUUUCCAUCAUAAUCUCAUUUCGUUAAAUCAUUUUUUGCAUUUGUAAAAUAAAUAAAUAGUUUUUCGAAACAAUGAGAACAGAAAAAAGAAAGAAAAAAAAAAACAUUCAAAGGAAAAACUUUAAUGCGAGCAGAGGGUAACUCCCCGCACGCCGUUUUUUCGCCUCUGGGUAGCUACCGGGAAGGACUGUGGGUAUAGCUGAUUCACGGCUGGCUUGAGCCAUCGAGAAAAGGGUCCUGCCACAAAAAAAGACGAGACAGUGCCCUGGUUAGUGGAGAGUGCAGACAGGCCACGCCUUUUUGCGUCCCAAGCUAGCCGUGAAUCGUCUAUAGCUACCGGAACGCAGCGCGGCAAUUGCCCUCAGAGUUACCCGGCAAUCCCCCACUGA